Molecule: messenger RNA, 2518 nt
Organism: Aspergillus brunneoviolaceus CBS 621.78
Lineage: Eukaryota; Fungi; Ascomycota; Eurotiomycetes; Eurotiales; Aspergillaceae
Product: putative GPI anchored cell wall protein
Exons: 3
Coding region: 217-2361 (714 amino acids)
Source: RefSeq, a predicted model, not a curated record
ACAUGUGGAGGUACUUGAUCGUGUUCCCUGGGACCUGUUUGUUGUGUCGGAACAGAUAGUAUGACGUUCCUGGUUGUGUCCACUAUCUCUUAUAAAGAAUUGCACAUGCCCUGAACGUUGCUUUUGAGUUCUUGUCAUAACAACGACCUUGCACCAUACUGGAAGCCGUCCAGUCCAUUCACCCCCUAGCUGCCGACCAAGCUCGCUAGUACAAGGAUGAAGAACUUUGCAACUCUCGCAGCUUUCGCUGCUGGAGGAAAUGCCCUCGUCAGCCGCGCCGACUCAUGUUGCUUCCACCUGACUGCUUCGGGCGCCGCAUCUGGCACGGUAGGCCAACUUGGUGAUGGCCAGAAUCGCCUCGGUGGUGGUCUUUCUGCAGCCUCGUUCUGCAUCGAUUCGAACGGUGCGAUUACUGACAGCAGCGGACGUGGUUGUGUCGUGACCAGUUCUGUGACCCAGUUCCAGUGUGAAUUGGGUUCUACCGCCCAGACUGGCUUCUCAAUUUCGUCCGGCGGUCAGCUGGAGUACCAGGGCGACUCUACAUUUGUGGCAUGCCAGACGGGUGACAACGGUGAAUUGAACAUCUACACCACUGAGAGCUCCGCGGUGACUGGUUGCUCGAGCAUCACGCUGGCCGCCGACUCUUGCUCGGGUUCCGGUGCUGGUGCUGGUGGCGGCGGCGGCACAGCUACGGCAGUGUCAUCGGUUCAGGUGCCCGGCCAGUCUGGCAAACCUGGCUCUGUUCUUCCAGGUCAAUCAUCUUCCUACAUUCCGGGUGGCGCUGCUUCAAGUGCACCCGUGCCUGGCGGAGUUUCCCCAGGUCAAUCUUCUGCUUCCAUACCGGGUGGACCUGUCUCCAGUGCACCAGUGCCUGGCACUGGAUGUGCCUCAGCUCAGACAGUUACCGUCACCACUACCGUGAUCCAAUCCAAUUGCGCAGCAGGAACUUCUGGUGUUCCUGUGCCGAUUCCAAUUCCUGGUUCUAGUGUUCCUGGCGUUCCUCAGGGUACACAACCUGCCGGCACACAACCUGCCGGCACUCAACCCGCAGGAACUCAGCCCGCUGGCACUCAGCCCGCUGGCGGUACUCAACCCGCUGGCACCCUGCCCGCCGGCACCCAGCCCGCCGAAACUCAGCCUGCAGGAACUCAGCCAGCAGGAACUCAGCCAGCUGGCACCCAGCCCGCUGGCGGCACCCAGCCCGCUGGAACUCAACCCGCUGGGACUCAGCCCGGCGGAACUGCACCUGGUGGAACCCAACCCGCCGGCACCCAACCCGCUAGCACUCGGCCCGGUCAGCCUGGCGUGACUCAACCUGCUGGUACCCAGCCUGUUCCUGUUCCGAUCCCAAUUCCUGGAACUAGUGUUCCAGGUGUCCCUCAUACUACUCAGCCCGGUGGAACUCAGCCUGCCGGCACUCAACCAGCUGGUACUCAGCCCGCUGGAACUCAGCCCGCUGGAACUCAACCCGCUGGAACUCAGCCCGGCGGAACUGCACCUGGUGGAACCCAGCCCGCCGGCACUGCACCUGGUGGAACCCAGCCCGCCGGCACUCCGCCCGCCGGGACUGCACCUAGUGGGACUCAACCUGCAGGCACUCAGCCCGCUGGAACUCAGCCCGCCGGCACUACGCCCGCCGGCACUGCACCUAGUGGAACUCCGCCCGCCGGAACUGCACCUAGUGGGACUCAACCUGCAGGCACUUCGCCCGCCGGUACUCCGCCCGCUGGAAGUGCACCUGGUGGAACUCAACCUGCAGGCACUUCGCCCGCUGGUACUUCGCCCGCUGUUACUCAGCCUGCCGGUACUAAAUCCACCGGAACCCAGCCUGCGAGCACUCAACCAUCAGCUUCCGCUACUCGGUCAGGCGCUGCCAGCUGCCCGACUGAUCUGUCUGGUGACUAUGAGUAUCCUCAUCUCAUUGUUCCUGUCAACUCCUCCACCCCUGAUACCGCCUAUGGCUCUCAGCUCUUCGGCACCGUUUCGUCCACAGUGUCGACCAUCUUCAAUUUUGAUAUCCCAUCUUCUGACUCCGGCAAGACAUGCAGCCUCAUCUUCUUGUUCCCUAACAAGGAGGACCUUGAGACCUCUGAUUACACCUUCAGUGGUGACGGCAAGGUUGACUUUUCUCAGCUGACCUCUGCUGCUGGAUUGAAGACCACUUAUAACACCGCUCCGUCGGUCAAACAGGACUAUGGAGAAAUCACCAUUUCACCCGGAAAUUCCUACCUGGUUGCCUCUUUCUCGUGCCCGGCUGGUCAAACCGUGGGUUAUGAAAUGAAGGGAACCGGCAACACCUACCUCAACUUCUUCGAGGACUAUAACCCAUCUCCUCUCGGUCUGUUUAUCACCGUCUGUUAACUUGGUUUUCUCUCGACGGGUUAUCCUUCGGACAAAACGCGAACAUGAAUCCUGGACCCAUACUUUACUCCUUUUUGUUUCUUAAUUUAUACUGAAUAUUCCCUUCUAGUUCUGGCAAUAUGAUUAUUUUCUUUGGCUAUGGCACACAGAUGAGAGC